This is a messenger RNA of Microtus oregoni (creeping vole), 1269 nucleotides long. It is a transcript of the gene Slc35g6, whose product is annotated as solute carrier family 35 member G6. NCBI's taxonomy places the organism in Eukaryota, Metazoa, Chordata, Mammalia, Rodentia, Cricetidae. The transcript has 2 exons. The coding region runs from base 1 to 1092 and encodes 363 amino acids. The record is from RefSeq and is a predicted model, not a curated record.
AUGGCUGGAGCUCUGAAGGGGACCCCAGGAGGAGAGGAGGAAGUCCGAAAAGAGACGGAUGCCAGCCAUCCCUAUUUCAACUUACCUGACUUCACCCAGCCAUCACCGCCCUCCACUCCAGUCAGCUUCCUCUGGAACUCUCACCAUCGCUGCGGGCCCUCUGAUGCCACCAAGGGCCUGUUUGUGGCCCUGCUGGGUGGAGGCCUGUCUGCUGGCUUCGUGGGCCCAUUUUCCCGUAUGGCUUACCAGACCUCCCACUUGCCCUCGUUGGAGCUGCUCAUCUUUCGAUGCCUCUUCCACCUCCCCAUUGCCUUGUUACUUAAGUUUCGUGGUGAUCCGCUGCUAGGACCUCCUGAUGUCCGGGUCCGGGCCUUCCUUCACGCCAUGCUCAACGUCCUCAGCAUCGGAUGUGCUUACAGCGCGGUGCAGGUGGUGCCUGCUGGCAACGCAGUCACUGUUCGCAAAGGCUCUUCCACCGUGUGCUCUGCCCUCCUAGCACUCUGCCUGGAGAGCCAAGGUCUCAAUGGCUACGCCUGGUGUGGCCUGUUCGGCAGCACCCUUGGACUAAUCAUCAUCGUGGGACCUGGACUAGGCACAUUGCAAGAGGGGACGACAGGCCUCUACACAGCCCUGGGCUACGUACUGGCUUUCCUGGGAGGUCUGGCACUGUCACUGGGGCUACAGGUUUACCGCUCUCUACACUUCCCCUCCUGCCUACCAACAGUGGCCUUCCUAUUUGGCCUGGUGGGGUUAAUGGUCUCUGUACCAGGCCUCUUUGUGCUGCAGACACCUGUGCUACCCCAAGACCCUCUGAGCUGGAGCUGCGUGGUGGCAGUGGGGCUCCUUGCGUUGGUUUCCUUUGUGUGUGUGAGCUAUGCAGUCACCAAGGCCCACCCUGCCCUGGUAUGUGCUGUCCUGCACUCUGAGGUGGUGGUGGCCCUGAUGUUGCAGUACUACGUGCUCUAUGAGACCGUGACACCUUCUGACAUCAUGGGAGCGGGGGUUGUGCUGGGCAGCAUUGCCAUCAUCACUGUCCAGAACCUCAGCUGUGAGAAGGACAGCUGUGAGAAGGACGGGCAGAUGGAGGAGUGAAAUCAGACUUGAGAGCCUGGGGGAGGGUGGGACAGGGGCAAAUAGAAGGAGAGACCGGAAUAAAAAUCAUGGAAGAACUAAACGUCUCCAAAAGAAUUGGUGUGGAGCCAGGGAGAUGGCUCAGCAGGCACAGGCUAGGGCUAGGAAGCCUGACAAGUCGCUCGUGGGAGAGGAAGA